This is a messenger RNA of Sitodiplosis mosellana (orange wheat blossom midge), 1473 nucleotides long. RefSeq names its product protein GUCD1-like. The transcript is spliced from 6 exons. Lineage: Eukaryota; Metazoa; Arthropoda; Insecta; Diptera; Cecidomyiidae. The coding region runs from base 378 to 1118 and encodes 246 amino acids. The record is from RefSeq and is a predicted model, not a curated record.
GCAAUCCAUCAUCGAAUUCCAGUCAGAACGCAUACAUUUGCGGUACACAGCCGAUGCGUUACUGUUGUCAAGCAACUGUCAGUCGAUUGACUUUUCAUUCACCUAAUUCUCAGAGGUAAACAAACGAUGAAUGAGUUAAUUGAAGUGCCGCAAUAGAACAAAACAAUCGAUUUGCGUGAAUCCAUUUAUUUAUUAAUGCAACCGAUGACACUAUCGUAAUUACUCCGAUGAUAACAUUGAACGGUAAUCGAUACACUCGAAAUUUGGUGACGGAAUGAGUGUAAUACUUCUAACAAGAACUGGAGAAACAGAAGACAUGAGUAAUGGGUUUCAUUUCGGUCACGGAUUUUGAGCUGUGAAUACUUGUUGCAAGCAAAAUGGCACGAAGAAAGUGUCGAUUGAAAGCAAUGGUCAAUGAAGCCGAUCCCGACUUGCCGCCGCUUCAUCGUCAUUCAGUGGUGCAUUAUCAGCAGCGCACUGAUUGGGAUUGUGGUAUUUCCUGUGUUAUGAUGAUGCUAACACGGAGACAACGCCAGGAUUUUCUACGGAAUUUCAAUCGAGUUUGUGAGGAAGAAGGCUUUGGCAAUAGUACUUGGACGAUUGAUUUAUGCUAUUUAUUGCGUCGAUUUGACAUUCGGCAUAUUUACACCACGAUAACUGUGGGAGUCAAUCCAACUUUUCGUAACCAUGAUUACUAUGGUCCGAUUCUCUGGAAAGACCACAUACGAGUGAGCAACAAAUUCGAUUCGGCCACCUGCGACGGCUUGAAUAUUCAAAAGAGAACGGUUGACAAUCGAAUUUUAUUGAAGCAUCUAGCGGAGAAUGGGCCGGUGAUUGUACUUACCAAUGGAUAUUUACUGCAUUGUGACCUUUGCAAAACAAAAGAGUCGGAAUGUUUAGAGGAAUUUAGAAAGUGUUUCUCAAUAAACAAACCCAAGACGAAAUUUUCGGGCCAUUACAUUGUGCUCUGUGGAUAUGACAAUCGUAUUGGCAGUGUAUUUUAUAGGAAUCCAGCCAUGGAUGACCAUGUUUGUGUUAUGUCCUAUCGCAAGCUGACUGAAGCUCGAACAGCAAAUGGCACCGAUGAGGACUUGAUCUUUGUGUUCCGAAAAAGUUGAAUUCAGACAAAAAUAACAAUAAAAAUUAAUUUUCAAUAAAAUCUGAGCAAAAAAACUAAAUUACAAAUAAACUGUAACGAAGAAUUAUUCAAUAACUACGACUGUAGCGUAAAUACAUGCGUUCAUCGGUUAAGCUUCAUCGGAAAUUUAUUGAGACCUUAAUGGCGGAAUAUACAUAAUGACGUUUUUCUUACUGCCAACAUGUCAUUUUUUAGAAUCAUUGAGACAUUCUCGGCUUGCACCGUUCGAACCUUAGAACCAAGUAAGUGGUAUUCAUUGUCCGAGGCGAGUUUCAAUUUUAAUUUUGAAAAUUCAUAUGACAUGAAUAAGGCUAACAGAAAUAUUUACUGUAAUA